Amorphotheca resinae ATCC 22711 is the source of this 1605-nucleotide messenger RNA. RefSeq lists its product as hypothetical. Gene Ontology annotation, biological process: transmembrane transport. Lineage: Eukaryota; Fungi; Ascomycota; Leotiomycetes; Helotiales; Amorphothecaceae. Gene Ontology annotation, cellular component: membrane. Bases 1 to 1605 code for a protein of 534 amino acids. The transcript has 3 exons. The record is from RefSeq and is a predicted model, not a curated record. Gene Ontology annotation, molecular function: transmembrane transporter activity.
AUGGCGGGGAGCAGCACAAGGAGAGCCUCCAGUGCGCAUGCGGGGAGCAGCGGCGAUGAGGCAGAUUACGAUCUCCACGAGAACCUUGAAGCCUUGCGCGAGGUGACCAGCGAGGAUGAAUUGCUCGAGGACGGAGAGGAGGAGGAGCGGGCGACAAGAAGCAGAGGAGAAGCACCUCGCAGCAGCAGCGCGCAGAGAACCCACGACGCUGAUGCUUCAAUUGAGAGCAGCGCCCCGCGCAGACGCAAUGUGGGCGAGUACAAGGUCUAUAAACGACGGUGGUUCGGGGUGGUGCAGUUAGUCUUGCUGAACACCGUCGUUAGCUGGGAUUGGCUCUCUUUCUCCGCCAACUCGACGACCGUCUCCCAGUACUACGGGGUUUCCGAAUCGUCCGUCAACUGGCUCAGCACGGCUUUCCUCUUUGCCUUCGUGGUCGUGUCGCCCGUCGUCGUCUAUACUCUGCACCGUGGCGGACCCAAACCCUCGAUUGUCACCGCCUCGGUGCUGAUCUUGGUGGGCAAUUGGAUUCGAUAUGGCGCGACCAGGUCGGGGCCCCAGGGCAAUUUCGGGGGGGUGAUGUUCGGCCAGCUGUUGACGGGAUUUGCACAACCAUUUGUCCUCUCAGCUCCCACCAGGUACUCGGAUUUAUGGUUUACCAAUACCGGCAGGGUUGCUGCUACAGCUGUCAUGAGCUUAGCAAACCCCUUUGGUGGGGCUCUGGCACAGUUGAUCGAUCCGUUUUGGGCGGGGAGCCCUGGUGACAUCCCCAGCAUGGUACUCUAUGUUGCGGUUAUUUCUUCCGUCGCAUCUAUACCGUCCUUCUUCAUACCUUCUGCACCACCGACACCAUGCUCCCCUUCCUCAGCAAUGCCCAAACAGCAGCUGCUCCCUUCGCUGCGAUCUUUGUUCACCUCGCCCGAGUUCUACAUGGUCAUGGUCCCUUACACAAUCUACGUUGGUCUGUUCAAUAGUAUCUCCUCCCUCAUCAACCAGAUGCUCGCCCCUUACUCCUUCUCGGAAACCCAAGCCGGGAUAGCAGGGGGCUUGCUCAUCGUCGUAGGUCUGGUCACCGCCGCCAUCACAUCGCCCAUCAUAGACCGUACCAAAACCUACCUCCUAGCCAUCAAGAUCCAGGUGCCCAUUCUAGCCGCGUGCUAUCUGGCCUUCACGUGGGCGCCCGGCACGCGGUCCAUCGGCGCCGUCUACGCGAUCCUCUCCAUCAUGGGCGCCGCAUCCUUCAGUCUCGUGCCCGUAGUUCUCGAAUACCUGAUCGAGAUCACGCACCCUGUAUCCCCCGAAGUGUCGAGUACGAUAUGUUGGACGGGCGGCCAAUUCACGGGCGCCCUCUUCAUCCUGAUCUCGGACGCCCUCCGAGCGGCAGGUGCCGGUGAUGGGUCGGCAGACGACGGCUCGAAAUUCCCCCCGGGCAAUAUGUACCGCGCCCUGGUCUUCCAGACCGUGCUGGCGCUUGUCGUCGUCCCGUUACCGCUUGCGCUGGGCUGUUGUGGACGCGGUAAGGGCGUUCGAAUGAGACGGCUCGAAGCGGAUAACGAGGCAAGAAGAGCCAGUGGAGAGGUUGAAGGUGCCGGGGCCCUUCAUAUUUAA